CCUGACGGCGGUCGGCAUGUCGUCGUCGGCACAGGCGGUUGACCAGGCGACGCUGGAGAGCAUCGCCCGCAACCGGAACCGCCUGCUGCGCCUCGCCGACAACAUCAAGGUCCGCAAGAAGCCGGGCUCCAAGAAAGCCGUCGACCUCCGCCUGGACCCCGGGUACACCAACAUCGAGCACCUGGUCUUCGGCACCUACAGGCAGCGGCCCUCGACGCCCGGCAACCCGCUGCCCUUGACCGGGGCCCAGGCGACCGCCGCGCCGCCCGCUGCGCCGCCCUGCACGGAUGACUUUGCGGGGCACCAUCACAAGACUGGACAGCCGGCGACGGUGUCAACACGUUGCGAGUGCAACGCCCACAGCCCACGGAGGUGCCCUCCUGGAACGGGAAACCACGAGGACCUCGCUGAGCACGGUGAAGAGGCCGUCGCACGCGCCUGUGCCGGCGAUCACGGUACCGUCCAGGCGGAACUCCGGGCGUCAGGUCAUGCGUGGUCCCGGUUGCCGGCGGUCCACGACGUCGCAGUCGCCCGCGAGGCUGCGGCAACAGGGCGUCCAGCGACGUCGGCAGUGACUUAUGACGUCGUGGCGGACGUCAGCCGAAACCCUUUGCGGGCUGACGGGUCGCCUCUCGUAAGGCGACAACAGAGACCAGACGUUGCUGAACCAUCUACGCAUUGCGAGCAGAGGAUCAUUCAAGUAGACCUGCAGGCUGCAUCUAGGCCCAAGCAACGGGAAGCGGCCGUUGUCUUUUCUGUGCAACCGACAGACGGAAGCGGGCGACAGGUCAGGAUUGUGUCCUCAGCUGGGGCAGUGCCUGCUACGAUUGAGUCGGGUAUUCCUAAGCCGCGUGUAGCCAAAAGGCCAGAAAAUCGGCUCCAAGGAAGUGUCGCUUACCCCAACGUAGUUGUGGAGGUGUGCCCGCAGUCGCAGCAACUCCAGAAUCCACCGGCUUCGGUGAUGCCAACGACCAGGCACCCUGCCAGGUCCAUUUCUUCGAGCGUCCACGGUAACGCUCAUGUUCAGCCGCCCUCGUUCCGUAAGUCGGCUUCCGUUUCCGAGAAGAUGCCCGUGAAACCCAUGACCAUUCCAGUCAUCAGGAAUGCAACCAUUCAUCGCUGGUCCACUGGGCCCAAGGCGUCGCAGAUGGUGCUGCCGAGGUCUCGCGCCAAGAUGUCCGAUGAGAGGGGACAGAGCAAACCUUGCGCGAGGACCGGGGUUAGGUUCGCGGAGCCACCGAACCCCUCGACUGUCUCGUCCUCGAACGUGAUGUCGGUCACGUCUACCACUAAUGGGGCGAGGACGGCUGACGCCUCGUUUCGUGGUUCGUCCAAAAAGUGCAUUCUCCGGGACGUGCCUCCUCCUGUCGUGCCCCCAUCGGGCAGAAGAGCUCCCAUUCCGGAGAGCUUUCGCCAACCGGUUGCUGAGCUUGCGCUGCCCGAAUCGAAGCUGGUGGUCGUCCCCAGGCACCACGUACAACACCGUCAGCCGGGCGCCUCGUCUUGCCAAGGGACUCCAGUCCACAGUUCGUCUCAGCACUCGAAACCGACCUCGGUUGCCUGCUCAAGCCCUCCCCUUUCAGUCCCGAGGAAGGACGUUCGCCCGGCCGACGUGCUACCACUGUCCCCCUGGAGACAGCCACCGGAACCAGCGCAGCCGCCAAAGGGAGAGCGCAGCGAAGAAAACUUGCUCAUCGAUGCAUGCAUUUCUCCUCCCGGUAUGUUCAAGGACCGGGACAUCACUCAUCAGGCGAACACACCCAAGCCUAACGCCAUGGGUUCCCCGCUGUCCCGUUGGGUGGGCAACACGAGCCGCGAAUCGGCCAUGCUGCUGAAUGAGCUCGCGAGCUACGCCGAGUCCAAGCUCCCGAGCCGACUGAACGAACCGCUGUCUAGAAUGGGUGCGGCUGCAGCCGACACGUGGUUUGACAGCCUGCGAAGGGACACCAGCGACGAACCGGCGGUAGUCUCACCCGUCCACGAGAGCGUCAACGGGCACCAUAGCGGUCCGAGGGUCGUCCCAGUAGGUCCGGAAGCUAGGAGUCCGUACAUGGGCAGGGCAACAAACGGCAAGGUGGUGGUAACGAUGCGCUCCCUCUCCGUGGACGACCGGAGGGAUGCACAGUCGAACGAAGUGAACCGAUCGCCCCUCCGAAAGUCUAACUCCGUCGACGUUGUAACUGGUCUUACGCGGGUGGACGGCGAGUGCCCGGCCACGCCGAGGUCGUCCAGGAUCGUCAAUGGCUCUUCCGCGCAGCACCAGGUCGGGUUUUCACCGACGAGGUCUCCUCACCAUAAGCGUCGUAACGUGGCCGUUUCGCAGACGCAGUCAGCCGCAGCGUGGGAGCAGCCUAAUUCGGUGCCGACCAAGAUGUGGAUGUCGGACAUCGAGGAGAGGGACGAAAACUCUUCAUCGGGUGCCAUCAGCAGGACUGCCUCCGUGGAACAGCCGGACCUGGUAACUUGGAUCAAGUCUCCGUCUUCUUGCGACGACGGAGGAGGCAUUGUGGUUCGAAUGGCUUCGUCGCCAGCGAAGACACGGGCCUUCUCGCCCCAGCUGAUUGAGGCGAAAGUGGCGGUGCGGUCGCCCACUGAGCCGACCUGUGCCAAUGGGGACGCCUUCGGUGGACUUGCUGGUGGAAUGUGCAACGGAAGUUCUGAAUCUCCUAAGGACAUGGCCAACGGUUGCAACGGAACUUCUGGAUGCGAGUUAGAGUCUCUUCCUUCGGAGCAUCUAGCACGCUGCAGUUUGGACAGCCACAACGACCUGAGCGGAGGCAACGCCACGCCGAACGGCGACGCCACCUCCACUACCGACCACCGUCCAGCCAUGGGCGCACACCCAUGCGACGCAAUCAACGGAGCCUCCACCGACCCCGACCCGACGUCCAAACGGGCUCGGGACAGGUCGGAGCCGAGGACCUCGACCGCCCUUCCGACAAUCCACUCCCCACUGCCUACUGCCAAUCACAAGCUCCUCUUGGGACGCCCGGGAAAGCUCGUCCGCAACAGGCCCAUCUCCCGGUCGGAGCGUCACCUCAAGGCCGCCAGCACGCCCGAGUUCCACAGCGGGAGUAGCGAGGACGUCUGCCGGGAGGUCCGCCGCCCGUGGUCCCAGCUCUACACGGACGUGGAAGCGGAGCAGCUUUUCGCGGCUGUCGGCAGCAUGUCCAGCCUCCCCAAGGACGACGUGGCUGCCGACCGGGGACUCUCGACCGGUGGUUCGAGCCUGCCGCCGCGCUAUUCCUCGCUUAGGGCGUCUAGUCCGCGCCUCAUAGCCGACAGCGUCCUCCAGAAGUUCCGCAAAACCUUCUCCAUGCGGUUCCAGCGGAGCCGUAAGGGGUCCACGACGUCUCUUCCCGCCAAGGACGAGGGUUCCUUGUCGAGCGCCGAGGACUGGCAGACCAGCUGGCCGCCAGGUUCUCCGCACCCGGAUGUCCCCACCAUGGCCGCCUCCAAGAAGUUAGCACAGAGUUCGGCCCCGUUGGCGCGUGGGGAGGACGACGAGGAAGGCUCGGGGGGCUUUCGGCUGGGGCCCGCCAUCCUCAGGGCCUCCAGGGAGCAGAAGCUGCAUCGCAAGAACCGCGAGCUCAGGGGCUCCAAGUGCAGCAGUGCGGAUAGCGGGAUUCAGCUCGAAGCCGCCGGUACCGGCGGGGAGCAAAUGUCCGAGGCAGACUCUACGGACGAGAGCCAAGGCGGUGCACAGAAGAGGGCGGACGGCGCCUGCGCAGAGAUCACCGUCAAUGGCAUCAGCUGCACGGCACUUCAGGGCGCGCACGAGUGUGCCGCCAGCGGCCGCGCCGAGUCCACGAAGCAUGACAGUCAGGAUGCACAGAAUCCACCCAGCCCCCUGUCACCAUCGCACCAAAGCCUGCACAACGCCCACAGUUUGGAAAGGCAAUUCUCCAUGCCACCCCCGAUCAAGACGAGGACGGAACGCUGCCCUCCGACACUCCGCCGGCAGAAAGGGCGUGGCCGCCUGCGGAGGUCCAUCAGUCAGCCGGUGGAUCUUGAGAAGUCGGAGAAGAUGGACCUGCUUCAAAAGGAGCAGCUGAACCACGGCCUUUCUGACCAAGAGGCUUCGAGGGAACCCAGCACGGCAUCCUCCGAGGAGGACUUCUCAUCUGACGGAGAAUCCUACUUUCAGAACCAAAUUCCGAAAGACUAUGAAGGUGUGACAUACGUGGAAGCCCUGUGGGAUCACGUGACGCUGGACUCCGAAGAACUUGCGUUCCAUGCCGGGGAAGUGAUAGAAGUGACAGACAUGUCGGACAAGGACUGGUGGUGGGGUUCUAUCGAGCAGCGCAACGGAUGGUUCCCGGCCGCCUUUGUUCGGUUACGGGUUAACCAGGAGGACACUGUGGAGGACUGCAUGACCAAGAUGGCGGAUGGCACGCUGACAAAGCAGAAACCCCGCAAGAUGAGCGUCAGCCUGCUCAGCAACGAGCAGGUGCGCGCCAAGGUGGUCAUGGAGAUUGUCAACACCGAGAGGGACUUCGUCCACCAUCUGAAGGACGUCGUAGAAGGAUACCUGAAGCCAGUGCUCCGGAGGCCAGACAUGUUUUCCGAAGAGCGGCGGAUGACCAUCUUCGGCAACAUCGAGCAGCUGUACGCCUUCCAGAGCAGGUUCCUCGAUCAUCUGGAGGCCUCUGUCAACUGGGAACAGCCCCACCUUAGUCAGAUUGGGAGCGUCUUCUUGCAACACAAGCUGGAAUUCAGGAUUUACUCGGAGUAUUGCAACAACCAUCCAUUAGCAGUCAGUGAACUUCAAGAGGUCUAUGCAGACUCCAAAUACGUCCAUUUCUUCGAGGCCUGCCGACUGCUCCAGGACAUGAUCGACAUCUCGCUGGACGGCUUCCUGCUGACGCCCGUGCAGAAGAUCUGCAAGUACCCACUGCAGCUGGCUGAGUUACUCAAGUACACGCGUCCUGAGCACCAGGACUACUGGGCCGUCAGAGAUGCCCUGAUUGCCAUGCGAGGCGUUGCCCACAUGGUCAACGAGCGCAAACGCCGCAUGGAGUGCCUCGAGAAGCUGGCCGAGUGGCAGACGGCAGUCUUCAACUGGGAGGGUCCCGACCUGCUAGACACGAGCUCGAUGCUUGUCCACUCGGGUGAAGCGGUCCGCGUUUCUUCGUCCUGGUCCAGAGACGUGGUCAGUCUGUUCCUGUUUGACAAUCUCCUGGUGUACUGCAAGAAGGACAUGAUAAAGCGCAACACCAUGUCGUACAAGGGCCGACUGAACAUGAAUUCCUGCUGCGUCAGGGAUGUCGAAGACGGAAAAGAUUCCCAGUUUGGGGUGAGUGUGAAGAACGCCUGGAAGGUGUACUGCUCGUCCAGGGAGAAGUGGUACCUGUUCUUCGCCAAGACGGCCGAGGAGAAGGACAAGUGGCUUCAGGCGUUUAAGAACGAGAGGGACCGCGUUCGAGACGACAAGGAGCAAGGAUACGUUGUGACCGAGAACGCGAAGAAGUCUGCUCGGAUGGCUUUCCACAACAAGUUGAAGCCCAAGAGACCUCGAGCCAAACUGCCCAAGGGCCCUCGCUCGCAGCACCCGGACGUAGCAGUGGUGGAGAUCCUUCUUGAUCCGCCGGGCCCCAAGCCGCGCACGGGGAGUCUCCCCUCGACAUUGCACAUGAGCUACAGCGCACCCGCCAAUGGACUGCCCAAGAAGAAAGGCUCCGGCUGGUUUCAUUUUGGCAGCGGCAAGAAGGUGAAGAAGUGACGUUCCUCUCAAAGACAGGGGCAAUGCCCCCGUACCUCCUCGCUUGCAUUGUUCGCAAGUCCCAAGGACUACACCUGAGAUUUUGUGGAAACUAUUUAUUGUGCACGGAGGAAGCAGCCUUUUGGAUACCAUUUGUCCCGCAGAGGGCACUCAAGUCUUUAAAGAUGGCAUCUUUUUUUUUUGUAAUCUUUGAAUUAUUUUUUUUUUCUUACAGUGGUGUUGUUGACUGGCAUUGUGAAAUUAGUUUUUGGCCAUGUUGCGAAGGUUCAGGUUUAUUGGGACUGCGUGCGGACGUGGUUUUGCGUUGACGCGUGGGGUGUUGCCGAGAGUUUGGAGAGGAGCUCUUUGUUCCUUUUCUUUGCCACUUGACAAUGAAACCUUCCACGAAGCCUCGAGAUUUUCUUGGUACAGGUCAGCUGCAUGUCCGUUGUUGAAUGAACUGAUACUAUAAAUUGAGGAAAAUGAGACUGAAACCUUUCGUUAAACGGUUUGCAUUCCAUGUUGUCCGCAAAUGUGUGUUAAGUCUAUUACUAAAUUGUUGUUGUGCAGUGUUUUUUCUAUGAAUAGGUAACUCAAGUUAUGAGCAAUAGCAUCAUUUGUAAAUGAGGUUAAUACGGAUAACGUACAAAUUAGUCUGGAGUGUGCGAGUGCUGUUACAAUGUGGCGCAGUUUGUGCAAAGAAAUGUCUCGAUGAAGCAUGCAAGACACUGUUGCUGCCUUCUCUGGAGGUCAAUCACCAGUAUAUGCUAUUGUAUACUUUGUCACGAUUGAUGUCUAGAGCCGUAGGCACCUCAAUCAAUGCGAUACAUGAAUUAGUAGACAUUCGAAUUUGCCGAUUGAUCCCAGACGAAGUGUGGUACAAGCAUUUUUGUAGCAGCUUCCGUCAGAGAGACGAACAAUCAAAAAACAUUUAUUUCCACAAUUGCUCGCUUAGUGUAGCAAACUAGCACUUGCAUAAAGAAAGAAGUGCAUUUGACAAAAAAAAUUUUCACAUUGGUAGCAGUGAUCAAGUGAGCUGUUUAGGGAGAUAAUAAUUUUUCAUGUAUCUGUUUACAUGGUAGCUGUGUAUAUACUUCUCCCAGUUAGUGCUCUUAUGCGUCGCCUUGGACGUAACCCUGCCUAAUGUGGUUUUAGACAGGAACCCAGACCUGUAAAGCUGUUAUCCCUGCAGUGCGACGACUAGGCAAGUUUCCGUUUGCCACAUCGAGACGCGCAUUGGAGCUGGAGAACCUCGCGGUUCAUUUCCUGUCUAUGGUGUGUUGCGAGCGCAGCUGCUUUUGUUUUUGUAAUAUAUAUCGUAAAGACUAGUCUAGUUUGGAUUCCCAGAGGCAGCACAGUUCCCCUAACCCCACCCACACAAGAACAGAGUAUGAAUGAUGGUUGCCAACUGUUUUUGGUGCAGAAGUCCGGACAGACGCUAACCAGUUCACGAUCGUACUGACAGGACUCGCAUUCACGGGUUUCUCGGAAAUACUGUUGCCACUUUGAGACUCUUUAUCGACAGUUGUGGGAGAAAAGAAAUAAAAGACUCCCUUUGAACGCAGCGUUGAUGUUAUACGAUGUUGCACAAUGUUUCACAAUGUAUCAAAAUGUUUCAUGAUGUAAUAUUGGCGGCAAUGGCACCCGGCGCGUGCAGUGUUGUGGCCAGCGACGAUGUCCGGCCGGUGGCGUGCAUGCGUGCAGUGUUUGAGGGCCCAGUCCCUUGGCCGACCCCGAGCACAAUCUUCUGACGAUGUCUUCCAGCGGCAAGAGUACCCUUGUAGUCUCGGUUCAGCUAGUCUGUGAGGAAAGGCCCGAGGAGGCUGCACUCCCCGAGUCAUGGCACCGUGCACCUGUCCCUGUCCGAAAAAUACAAACUGUACAUAGUCUGUAUAUUUUAAAGUGUGUACAUACUUUUAUAUGUUCUUACCAUUUUAGGACGCUACAAAGUGCUUAUGCGUGGAAUUAAAUGUUUGCAUUUAACACCGA
Molecule: messenger RNA, 7690 nt
Organism: Ixodes scapularis (black-legged tick)
Lineage: Eukaryota; Metazoa; Arthropoda; Arachnida; Ixodida; Ixodidae
Gene: RhoGEF3
Product: spermatogenesis-associated protein 13
Exons: 17
Coding region: 17-5722 (1901 amino acids)
Biological process (GO): intracellular signal transduction
Cellular component (GO): cytoplasm
Molecular function (GO): guanyl-nucleotide exchange factor activity; protein binding
Source: RefSeq, a predicted model, not a curated record